Molecule: messenger RNA, 2091 nt
Organism: Lentinula edodes (shiitake mushroom)
Lineage: Eukaryota; Fungi; Basidiomycota; Agaricomycetes; Agaricales; Omphalotaceae
Product: cytochrome P450
Exons: 16
Coding region: 26-1690 (554 amino acids)
Molecular function (GO): oxidoreductase activity, acting on paired donors, with incorporation or reduction of molecular oxygen; heme binding; monooxygenase activity
Source: RefSeq, a predicted model, not a curated record
CUAUCUUCACUCACCUACUAUCAUUAUGGGACUUGUAUCCUUCCCAUUUUCUACGGAGUGGCAGUCCUUGCCAGUCGGCUUCAUGGUUUUGAUGCUAACUUCGAGCCUCUUUAUUUGGUACCAGCGCAAUCAUCAUCAUGGAUCAAGAGCAACUUAUAACCCGCCUCUUCCUCCUGGCCCGAAGAAACUUCCGUUCAUCGGAAACGCUCUUGAUAUGCCACCUGCUGAUCAACACAUCAAGUUUACUCAAUGGGGUAAACAAUAUAACUCGGAUAUCCUUCACCUCCGAGUUAUGGGAAUGGAUUAUAUUGUACUGAACUCAUGGGACGCGGUUAUUGAUUUAUUGGAUAAGAGAUCUGGGAUUUACUCAAGCAGGCCUCAUGCUACAAUGCUCCAAGAUCUUAUAGGAUGGGAGGGAGAUCUUGGUUUAAUGUGUUAUGGGAAAGCAUUCAAUGAACACAAAAAACUGUUUCAUCAAGAAUUCCAUCCUUCCAAUUCUUCCUUACACCGUCCACAUGAAAGGAAAGCCCUGGGUGUGUUUCUGAAUAGUCUGAUUGAUACACCAGAGGAAUGGGGGAGCCAUAUCAAGCAGUUGAUAGGUGCAAUUAUCAUUGGUGUAGCAUAUGGUGUUCAGGUCCAACCAAAGGAUGAUCCAAACAUUGAUGCUGCGGCAAGGAUGUAUGGUGUUUUGAAUACAGUUCUCCUACCUGGGGCUUUUUUGGUGGAUGCACUCCCAAUUCUCCGAUACAUCCCAUCUUGGUUCCCCGGUGCAUCCUUCAAACAAAAAGCCAAAGCUUGGUAUGGGGUCCGCAAGGAAACAAUUUUACCUCCAUAUAUGCAGGUGAAACAGGCAAUGAUAAAUGGAACAGCCAAUGACAGCUUCACCCUUCGAUGCCUAAAGAACGGUGAAAACAUGGUUGACCCUCGUGUUGACCAUCUCUCUGAAGAGGAGGAAAUCAUCAUGCAAACUGCUGGGACAUUAUAUGAAGCUGGCGCAGACACCGGGAAAACAGCUCUCCGGACCUUCAUUCUUGCAAUGACUUGUUUCCCCAAAGCACAGCGAGAUGCUCAAGAGGAGAUAGAUUGUGUGAUUGGUCAAGAGCGGUUGCCGGAUUAUGAGGAUAUUGUAGAUGACAGUGAUGCAUCUGUCUCCUUGCCAUAUUUAAGAGCUGUGGUUUUGGAAUGUUUCAGAUGGCAGACUGUUGUUCCAUUAGCUGUCCCUCACCUUGUUGAUACAGAAGACACAUACAGAGGGCUUUACAUCCCAAAGGGUGCAACAAUACUGCCUAAUGUCUGGGCAAUACUUCGAGAUGAAAAGAGAUACGGUCCUACUGCACAUACAUUUGAUCCGGAACGAUGGCUUCUCAAGAAUGAUAACAGUGCCACAGGAGGGUCUCGAUGGAAACUCAAUCCUGACAUGAUGGUACAUGAUCCUAUCCCAAUGAGUUUUGGAUUUGGGAGGAGAGCAUGUCCUGGGAAACAUAUGGCACUGUCAACAUUCCAAAUUAAUGUUGUAUCACUGUUACAUUGCUUUGAUAUUACACCGCCUGUGGACGUGGCUGGGAAUCUGGUUAUGCCGGAGAUUGAGUAUGUUACAAGGUUGACAAGUGCUCCAGCUCCAUUUGAAUGCUCCAUCAAACCUCGCUCGGAGAAACAUGUUGCACUUGUACAGGAGAUGUUGUUGGACUAGUGGGAAUCAGUACUGUGUAGAGCUGUAUAGGGUCCACAGAGCACAGAAUUUGUUCUGUAACCACUGCAGCACCAAUCCAUGCAAUUCUGUGCAGUUCCAUGCAGUUCCAUAUAACAUAAGAAAUAUCCAAUGUUGUGUGUAUAUGAUCCUGAUGCAGACUAGUCCUCUGUGCCACCCUCCACCUCUGUCUUUCAUUUUGCUCCUUACCGUACACUGUUGUUGAUCCUGUUGACAGUAGCGACACACAUGAAUUAAUCUCCCACUUCAACAAACCACAAAAAAAACAUGAAAAAAGGAAGCUGAGAUGGAACACUUCAUUGAUGCAUUAAGAGGGAAUCGAACCCCCGGCGGGUCGAGAGAGGUUAAGAAGAAUACUCAAAAUGGCAACGACCCAGGUUACC